UUUUCUUAUUGGAUUCAUAAUAAGUUGUCAAUUUUCGUGUGUUAAACUGUGAAUUGAGGUACGUUUGUGCUACGAAAAUAUUUAGUUGAUUUUAUUUCAAAAAAUAAUACAUUGAAGUAUGAUAACGUGUUAAUAUUGAUGGCAAUAUCUCCUAUGUGCUGUGUUUUGUUGUAUAAAUGCAAAGUGAAUUAUAGAGUAUCGAAUAUUUUUAUUUCUUCGCUUAUUGUGUGUAUUUUUGUAACUUGACCUCACUUAUUUUGUGAUAUAGUUAAGAUUCGAACAAAACCUGUAAUAGAUUUAUAACUCAAUUUCACAAAAUGUCAUAGCAAAAAGUGAAAAGUGUAGUGUGCUAGCGUACUAGGAGUACGAUAUGGGGCAAAAUGGGGGCGCCGAUUUUGGUGCGCUCUUACACGGAGCCGGGCGUCAGUUACUAAAUCAAGGGGGGCAGGCUUUGUUAAAUUACGGUGCUCAGGCUAUAGGUAAUAUUAUAAAUGAAGUAUUUCAAAAGAAGGAAGUCGAACAUAAGAGAGUGCUGCCGAGUAUCAAGAACUAUAAAGUGCUCGGUGAAACACGACCAUCGUCAUUUGGUCCAGCAUCGUAUCAAGACUUCAAAGAGAUAAGGUCCCGUUGUUUGGCUGAAGGGAGACUAUUUGAAGAUCCAGAGUUUCCACCAAUUGACCGCAGCUUGUACUUCAAGGAACGUUUGGAUAGACCGAUAACAUGGCUUCGUCCUGGGGAAAUGGUAGAGAAUCCCACGCUGUUUUACGAAGGUUACAGCCGUUUCGACGUCCAACAAGGAGAGUUGGGAGAUUGUUGGCUACUCGCUGCAGUUGCCAACCUUACUCUACACAGAAAACUAUUCUUCCAAGUGGUACCGGAUGAUCAGAGUUUUGAUGAGGAUUAUGCUGGUAUCUUCCAUUUCCGUUUCUGGCAGUACGGCCGUUGGGUGGAUGUCGUCAUCGAUGAUCGCCUUCCAACUUAUAGAGGGAAAUUGGUUUUCUUACAUUCGUCUGAGAGAAGCGAGUUUUGGAGCGCUUUAUUGGAGAAGGCUUAUGCUAAACUGCACGGCUCGUAUGAGGCUCUUAAAGGCGGUUCAACAUGUGAGGCAAUGGAGGACUUUACCGGAGGCGUUACAGAAAUGUAUGAAAUGGCAGAGCUGCCUCCAAAUUUUUACACUAUACUUCUAAAGGCCUACGAGAGAAACUCGCUAAUGGGGUGCAGUAUUGAGCCGGAUCCUGCAGUUCUAGAGGCUGAGACGCCUCAAGGCUUAAUUCGUGGUCACGCGUACUCAGUGACUCGAGUGAAGUAUGUGGAUAUUGAGACACCUGGUCGCGCUGGAAAGAUACCGCUACUGAGAUUGAGGAAUCCCUGGGGAAAUGAGGCUGAGUGGAACGGACCAUGGAGUGACAAGUCUCCGGAAUGGAGGUUCAUACCGGAGUCAGAAAAAGAGGAAUUGGGUUUGACAUUCGAUGAUGACGGAGAGUUUUGGAUGUCUUUCAAGGAUUUCACUACCCACUUUGACCGAGUUGAAAUAUGUAACUUAAACCCCGACUCCUUGGAUCCCGAGGAGUGUCCAGAAGGAUGUACCAAGAAAUGGGAAAUGUCCGUCUUUGAAGGAGAGUGGGUUACCGGCGUAACUGCUGGUGGUUGCAGAAACUUUCUGGAAACAUUCUGGAAAAAUCCACAGUACACCGUUACAUUAAAGGACCCUGAUGAGGGUGAUUCGGAGAACAAGUGUACUAUAAUUGUAGCGCUGAUGCAAAAGAACCGUCGGUCUAAGCGUCACCAGGGUCUGGAGUGUCUCACCAUAGGUUUUGCUGUUUACCGUCUACCGGACUACGGUCAUGUACCCAAACCAUUGGAUAUUAACUUCUUCAAGUAUAAUGCUUCUGUGGGUCGGUCUCAGGCCUUCAUUAAUUUGAGGGAAGUUAGCGCUCGCUUCAAGUUUGAGCCCGGAACCUACGUAAUAGUGCCUUCAACCUUCGAACCCGAUGAGGAAGGCGAGUUUCUCCUACGUGUCUUCUCUGAGAAGAGUAAUAACAUGGCCGAAAAUGAUGAAGAAGUUGGUAUGAGCGACGUUGAUGAUAGGGUAAAAGAAAUAACACCGAACCCAGAACCAGAAGACCCAGUACGUAACUUCUUCAACCGUUUGGCCGGUGAUGAUGGAGAAGUAGACUGGCAAGAAUUGAAAGAGAUACUCGACUACGCCAUGAGAGAGGAACUAAAAGGUCAAGGAUUCUCAAAAGACGUAUGCAGAAGUAUGGUAGCCAUGCUUGACAAAGAUAACUCGGGUGGACUCGGUUUUGAAGAAUUCAAGUCUUUGUGGAUUGAUCUGAGACAGUGGAGGGCGGUGUUCCGGCUGUACGACACGGAGCGCCGCGGCGCCAUCCCCCCGCAACACCUGCGGGACGCGCUGCACUCCGCCGGCUACACCGUCAACGCGCACGUGCUCAACGUUCUGGCGCACCGAUACGGCUCAACCGAUGGUUACAUACAGUUCGACGAUUUCAUAAUGUGUGCUGUGCGACUUAAGACCAUGAUCGAUACCUUUAAAGGGAGGUCGUCAGGAGGCGAAUAUGCGACAUUUUCCCUCGAUGAAUGGCUAAAUCGCACAGUAUACGCCUAAACAAGAUGCCUUAUUAUAAUAAAUUAAGAGUUAAGGCCUUCACACUUAAUUGCCAAAUGUUAUCGUCACAAGUUGUAUUUAUUUUAGUGUCAUUUAAAAAUCUCUAUUUACGGGUACUUUGACAUUUUUUUUUUUUAUAACAAUAAAACGUCCUCAUAAAAUAUUAAUAUGUGUAAAUAAAAUAGCAGUAUUUUCGUAUCCACCGAUUUUUCAUUCCAGUAAAUGAACGGUUUUAGACAGAAAAUAGUUUUCAAGUUAGUCAGUCAAUAGUUGCUGUGCGAUAAGCCUGAGAAGCUUACAUUGUGUAUACAGUUUAUGAAAAUAAAUAAUAUUUAUUAAAAAUCAAGUAAAUUUUGUUAAAUAUUGUGCACCGAGUUGCCACAAUAAUGCAUUUUUGUUGCAAGUUAUUUAUAUGACAAUUUUUUUAUGACUAUUUGUAUUUUUUAUUUUAUCUGAGAUCUGAAUAAAUAUAUUAUAUUUCA
This is a messenger RNA of Melitaea cinxia (Glanville fritillary), 3108 nucleotides long. RefSeq names its product calpain-B (gene CalpA). Gene Ontology annotation, biological process: proteolysis. The transcript is spliced from 19 exons. Gene Ontology annotation, molecular function: calcium ion binding; calcium-dependent cysteine-type endopeptidase activity. Lineage: Eukaryota; Metazoa; Arthropoda; Insecta; Lepidoptera; Nymphalidae. The coding region runs from base 371 to 2626 and encodes 751 amino acids. Gene Ontology annotation, cellular component: cytoplasm. The record is from RefSeq and is a predicted model, not a curated record.